Entamoeba invadens IP1 is the source of this 606-nucleotide messenger RNA. RefSeq lists its product as hypothetical. The coding region runs from base 1 to 606 and encodes 201 amino acids. Lineage: Eukaryota; Evosea; Mastigamoebida; Endamoebidae. The transcript is spliced from 2 exons. The record is from RefSeq and is a predicted model, not a curated record.
AUGGAGACUAUAACCAAAAACAAAGCAGUUGAAUUCUUUAAUAAAUUUAAUGAGUACCUUGAAGCUUAUGCUUUCAGAGAUAUUGCCAAACAACCUCCACAACCUCCAGAAAACAGCACUUAUUAUCAAAAACAUGAUAUAAACCUUCCAAACAAUUUUGAUCAUAAGGUCUGCAGUUUCUAUGUUGUUAACAUGGCGACUUUCAUAUUUGAGAAUGGGAAAGUUUAUGCGCGUGUCCCCGCCCAAAUAUUCAACACAAGUCCAGUCAAAAUUUAUGGAGCAGAUAAAGUAAAGACUGUGUACAACAAGUUUAAUGUCCCAGUCAUUUCAAUUAACGGUAUUGACCCAAUCAAGUUUAUUGCAGACUACGCUUAUAAGUACUUUUUACUCAAAAAUGUGCAUGGUGCUGUGACUUACUUCAUUCGUUCAUUUACUGGUUGCCCUUAUUACUCGGUUCCUAUUAAAGUGGAAGAUACUGAUUUUGUUAUCCAGUUUGAGGAUGGCAGUAACGCAACAUGGAGUACUAAAUUGUCGAACAUAUGGUCUGAAAGUGCUGCUAUUAGUAAAAGCGAACUUUUUGCUCGUAAAUUUUGGAAAGGAAAAUAA